This is a messenger RNA of Mizuhopecten yessoensis (Yesso scallop), 4088 nucleotides long. Its product is annotated as putative mediator of RNA polymerase II transcription subunit 26. Bases 104 to 1717 code for a protein of 537 amino acids. The record is from RefSeq and is a predicted model, not a curated record. NCBI's taxonomy places the organism in Eukaryota, Metazoa, Mollusca, Bivalvia, Pectinida, Pectinidae. The transcript is spliced from 3 exons.
UCGAGACGGGACAUUUACUUCGGUUCCUUUACCACCGAAUGCAUUGUCCUCACGUAAGACAGAAAUUCCGCUUACACUGCCAGUAUUGACACCUGAAUCCUCGAUGUCGGAGAACAAUACGAUACAGGACAGCUUGCGUUCUACUCUACAUAAAGUAGAAGGCAUAGAAGUUUCACAACAUGGUCCUAUCAAGCCAUUAACGACACAAAUGGACACUUUUAACCAGCCUGUGGUAGGGCAAACACAAAAGUCGGCAUUUCACCACAGUCGAGACUGGAAAUCAAGACAAUCUACCAUACCAAGAAAAACAUUAAUCAGCAAACCAGUAGUUGUUAUGAACAACAAUGAAAGGAGACCUACGGUUUUUCAUAGUAAUGAAACUCGCCCUGUGAAGAUGUUUUCGACAUCAGAAAUUGAAUCAAACAAUAGAAUAAACAGUGUUUUCUCACAAAAUGUUCCUUCACCCUCAAACGACGUACAUUCCCCACUCGGUGACAUCAGGUCAAUAAAUAUGUUAAAGACAUCGUCUGUUACGAAACAACAAUUGGAACAAGAACAAUUAAAGAAAAGGAAACAGCAAGAACUUGAAAAGCAACGACGUGAACAACAAGAACGCGAUCGCAAACAGGAUGCAAAGAAACAAGAGGAAUAUCGUCUAGAACAAGAAAGGCUACAGCUCCAACGGGAAAAAGAACAACGCGAACAGCGCAAUAGGGAGCAGCAGCAACGUGAACAACGCCAGCGGGAACAACAACAACGUGAACAACGUCAGAGGGAACAACAACGUGAACAACGUCAGAGGGAACAGCAACAACGUGAACAACGCCAGCGGGAACAGCAACAACGUGAACAACGUCAGAGGGAACAACAACAACGUGAACAACGACAGAGGGAGCAACAACAGCGCGAACAAUUAAAUCAAAGGGAGCGCCUGCAAAGACAACGACAGUUACAAAGUCAAAACCCAACACGACACCAUAGUUCUACACAGCUCUUAGUUCGACCGUCACAUCAAUCAACGCCACCGAGGAUUUUUCACGUGAACAGAUUCCCGGCAAUGUCGCGAUCAACUAACGUUCUUAACAAAUUACGGCGAAACUCUUUACGACCACGAGUGACUACCACAACUACUACAACAACAACGCCCGCACCUGUGCGGGUGGCGCCACCUAUAUUGUUCAGUAAUCCACAUCAAGAACAGUGUGUUAAACCAGGGGCUGUAUUUAUGUCCUUGAAAUGUGAUUGGCUAGUCAGAUUGAUGAAAGGACUUUGUAAAAAUCCUAUCCUCGGACGAGUAUGCUGUGCAGACUGUAAGCCGGUACAACCACGGGAACCAGUAUGUGUGGACGAUAUAGGAUGUAUACUUACACAUUCGGCCCAGUGUUAUGAUCGCUCAAAAAGAUCGAAGUGCUGCGCCACAUGUAAAGCGUUUAAAACGGAACACCAAGGUUGUGAAUACGGUGAUCGUGAAAGGCACUGUGAUUUGUUCCUUCAAUACAUGCCUGAUUACACAUGUGAUUCCUUCCGAAACAGUUGCUGCCUAUCUUGUAAAUCGCGGAUAGAAACAACCACAGUACCACCUAUUGAAGUAAUGACGACAGCCACGUGGAGCGAAAACGCAUGGGACCAUUCUUUUAAUACGAGACAGACUUUCCAUCACAAUGAUAGAAAUGCUAUGUUUAACGAAAAUCCUGAUGUUCUCCAUUGGAAUAAAUGAUUGGAUAUUGUUUCGUAGCUGGACAGUAUUUUGUAUGGUAUUCAUGGAACUAAAUUCGGUAUGGAAUAUACAGUAUGAAGUAUACCGAGUAACCAUAAGUAAACAUCAGCACCAAUAUGUUGAGCAUGAGGCUAUUACUAAGAACCUAUUUCGGCCGCUGGUAUCGGUUAGAAAUACAAUUGGUAUAUGCUCGCCUGAACGUCAUGAAAUUCUGACACAGUAUCUUCCGCUAGUCAAAGAAGAGCAAAUGAAACUUCACUUAAGCGCACAACGCGAAUGUUUAUAUAACUGCAUGUCUCAAUUUUAGGCAUAAUAUUCAAAAUAAUGGUUUUCUGUUUGUCAUCCAGUCUUUGAUCUAGCUAUACCUUUAAACAAGUCUACUUACAUGUAGUAUUAUUACAAAAGAAAGGCAAAUAAAUCGAAUUUCGUAUAAACCCUUCCUAUGAACUUCUUCGGGAUUUCAGGUUCACGUGCGCUUUACAAUUCGAAGCAGAGAUCCUGCACUGUUUUGUAGUACUAAAACUUAACGGAAUUUACAAGCACCUAUUGUUCAAAGGUUCUCUUUUAUGGCCAUCCCUGUAGGUCCAAUACCUGCAGAUGCGAUCAGUACAUUUUUCGUUAUCGACAGUGUGUUACCAAGUGCAAUACUGUAUUUCACUAUUUUCGUCUUUCUUAUUAUCACUCUCCUCUGCGUUUGUAAGAUACACGUUUCUCUAAUUGAACAAUUAUAUGGCAUACAUGUAUUCCUUUAAAAUGCACCCAUUUUGCAUUUACUGUAAUGCCGUCACGACUUCUUCAAAAUGUUUUGUUCUGAUCUCAAGAUCGAAAGCCCAUUAAAACGUCCUUUGACUGACAUUAGAUCAUGGAAAAUAUGAUUUUUUGCGCAAGCUUGUCAUGAACAGUUCCUUGCUUCUUUUUUAAAACAUAUGAUACAACUUACAUUUUGAAAAUGGUUCAGACCUAUCUCGAUUUCCAACUUUUGGGUCCCUUAUAUCAACGAUGAGUCGAAAGACGAAACAGCUGUAUGGUCCAGUGCAAUUAAGUUUUGAAAUACUGUAUCAGUUACCAUAUUUUAUAGGUGCUAUCAUAUAUGUGUGUCCUAUCUUCUUGUUCGGCUCUUGUCAAAUAUGGCCUUCGUUUUGUAUAGGUAUUCUAGACAUCUUGUUGAAUUCAAUGCUUAAACAUUGUCGAUGUCGUAUUUUAUAUAAUUUUCGAGUAGAAUUUGGAAGAAAAAGUUCUCAAUCAUUAUGUAGAUUUGGGAGGACGGAAAUUCUAGUCUUGGUUGUAAACACCGAUAUAUACAUAGGAUAGGUUAUGUUAAUUUAUAAUACUCUACUGUCAUACCAUAUGCAUACACCUCCAUUUUUCGUAUUUUAAAAGCGACAUAAUAUGAUCAGUAGAAUUAUAAAAACGCAUUCGGAUCAACAGAAUGCGAGGGAUCCGAAAGAUAGGGGGAAAUACAAAACAUACUUUUCAAUAAUAAAGUCUUGUGUUAAGACUUAAUCUGUAGUGAAAUAUCAUUAAGGAUCCAUGUAUUCAUGUGUAACAUUUCAUUUGUUUGUCCUUGCAUUGUUCUACAUUUGUAUCUGACGUCAUUUCACACUUUGAAAACUUCAUUCAUUUUAUUUCUUUAAUAGGAUUCUUACUAGGAACUAUUUGUUCCAUACAGGGCUAGAAACUUUAUUUGCCUAUGUUAACCCACAGGGCAAGAGAAUAGUUAAUGUAACACGCGGGCAAUACCUAAAGGAAACAUCUUCAGUAAGAAAUUGAAAAGGCCAUUGACUUAAGGAGUAUUAGUCUCUCAUAUACAAUAUAUACAAUAUCAAUAUGGCGAGGUCUAAGCGAAACUUGUUUAUAAACGUGCAAGGAUGUUAAUAAUUUAUAAUCUAUCUGUAAAAUCACAUUGUAUUUUCAUAUGUUUUAUAAGUCCAAAUGACUUGUUUUGUACGUCCUUGCUGAACUUACUGGACGUGGACGCUUGUUUGUUUCUAAACCUGCUGCAAAUAAAAAAGGAAUCAUGUUUCCUUCACUGAUAUCUACAUAUCUACCUCAUUAUAUCAGAAAUAACAACAAAAUAUUCAGAAAUGUUUAAUCAAAGACGUUCAUAACGUUAGCAGUUUAAACCUAUUAGUAAUACAGAUUAAGCUAUGGAUAGAUAUUGCUUAAUUCAUCUCAUGAACAAGUGUUCUGUAGAUUAGUUUUUUUUAUGAUAUUGAAAUAAAAAAACAGCACUCACUAUUACUUAUCAAGCAAACAUGAAAUACAAUAUCAUAACAAGAAAUACUAGAGGGGAUAAAUAACUUAAAACAAAUGAAAAGGUUUAUAUAUAUAUGUACAUUGUACAAACAGAGGUUAUGUACCGGACUAUGUA